UCCUCUGCGGGCGAAGCUUCUUCGAUGGAGCCAUCCCCACAAAGCCCACAUAGCCAGGAAGACGAAUGAACAGUCCCAUAGAGUUUGAUAUGUAGUGUGGGACAGCGACCCGACAGGCCAGGUAAUUUGCUAUCUUUGCAGACAGUAUAAAUAAUCUCGCCACUUAGCUAUCCAGGUCCGGCAAGAUUGCUGGCGAGAAGAAUAAAGCGUGUAGGCAUCUGUGCUCUGCUUUAAUCAAUUCCUUAGUGUGCCCGCUUCCGAGGUUCUGGCGUAUAUAAGCUGAUGAAUUGUCUCCGUAAGACUUUGUACCUUGAACACAGAUGCCAAGUUCGUCAAUGCUUGAGAUGCUCUUCUUUCUUUAUCCGAGUAGAUAUUCCCCUCCUUCGGGCUCUCUUGGUUCUGCCAGUAUCUUCGAAGCCAAGACAUCAUCCGAAGAGUCUUAUUUGCGAUGUAUACGCCUCCUCUUCUUGUGUCAACAUGAGCACUGCGCAUGAGAAGCGCAAGUUCUGUAUUUGGCCAUGGUGCAGCUUUUAUAUCGCCGUAACGCCCUCCAUAUCGAUUUCCACGUGUUCACUCAACAUGCUCAUCCAUUCGCACGAAUUCAGACAACUCUCCGAAACACCCUGGCUUCUCGACCUCGAACGCUCUCCAUGCUGCCACGGAUCCCAUGUAUCGAAAUAGCAACAAUCUGCCAAAGUUGCGAUUCAAGAAGGACAGGACACAGUACUCGAAUUCAAGCCGGACAUAGCACAGUGAUCUGAUAA
Molecule: messenger RNA, 764 nt
Organism: Aspergillus eucalypticola CBS 122712
Lineage: Eukaryota; Fungi; Ascomycota; Eurotiomycetes; Eurotiales; Aspergillaceae
Exons: 1
Coding region: 283-681 (132 amino acids)
Source: RefSeq, a predicted model, not a curated record